AUGGCUCAUAACUCUUCCCCGGGGGUGACCCCCAACAUUCAAACCACAGCCGGCGACAAAUCUGCUGGCAUUCAAAAAAUUCCCGAGGGCGAGGAGUUCGAGGUGACGUCACCAAUGGAUAUGACUUUUCGACAGUCCAACCCGCGCCCUAUACCGCCCGGCCGCGCCUUAUUUGGAGAUAAUGCACCGAUCGAAGGAGGAUCACAAAUGGGGGGUUCGCUGUUUAGCCGGAGCCCCUUCUCACAGAAUCCGGGGGAGGAUGGUGACCACGAGGGGGAGCUAGCCCCUCUCCCGGAGCGAUCCGCACAGCAAGGGUUCCCCAGCAAUUACGCGCUAGGUCGCCGGACCUCAGUCUCAGCGGAAUCGUUAAAUCCCACCGAGGCCGGUUCAGAGAGCUGGUCGCCUCCCCACCACCCCAAGACCGAAGAGCAGGUCUCCCGGCUCAAGAGCGCAGUCAGUAGCAACUUCCUCUUCUCUCACCUCGACGAUGAUCAAUUCACAACCGUCCUCAACGCUCUGGUAGAGAAGCCGAUCCCGGCGAAGGAUAUCAAGGUCAUCUCUCAAGGGGAUGCGGGUGAUUAUUUCUACAUCGUCGAGAAGGGAAACUUUGAUAUCUAUAUUCACACUUCCGGUGCUGUGCAGCCCGGUCCCGAUGGUCUGGGCAACAAGGUCGCCUCCACUGGACCUGGAGGUUCCUUUGGUGAACUGGCUCUGAUGUACAAUGCCCCACGUGCCGCGACAGUGAUCUCCACCGAGGCAAAGAGCACCCUCUGGGCCCUUGACCGCAUCACUUUCCGACGCAUCCUAAUGGACUCGGCAUUCCAGCGCCGUCGCAUGUACGAGGCUUUCCUGGAGGAAGUCCCACUACUUUCUUCUCUGAAGCCAUAUGAGCGCUCAAAGAUCGCCGAUGCCCUGGAUACCAUUAAGUAUCCAGCUAAUUCCACCAUCAUCCACGAAGGCGACCCAGGAGAUGCUUUCUAUCUUUUGGAGUCAGGCGAAGCCGAGGCCACCAAGAAUGGUGUCUCUGGACCCGUCAAGAACUACCACCGAGGCGAUUACUUCGGUGAGCUUGCUCUGCUAGAUGAUAAGCCACGGCAGGCGAGCAUCACCACCAAGACGGAUGUGAAGGUGGCACGGUUGGGUCGGGACGGAUUCAAGCGACUUCUCGGUCCCGUCGAAGGAAUGAUGCGACGGGCCGAGUAUGAGCUGGAUGCAAAAGGGUCUCCUGUUUCCAAAGGACUGUGA
Messenger RNA from Penicillium paradoxum, 1245 nucleotides. Its product is annotated as cyclic nucleotide-binding domain-containing protein. The transcript has a single exon. Bases 1 to 1245 code for a protein of 414 amino acids. NCBI's taxonomy places the organism in Eukaryota, Fungi, Ascomycota, Eurotiomycetes, Eurotiales, Aspergillaceae. Gene Ontology annotation, cellular component: nucleus. The record is from RefSeq and is a predicted model, not a curated record.